Messenger RNA from Neocloeon triangulifer, 1259 nucleotides. Its product is annotated as actin, clone 302-like. Bases 71 to 1165 code for a protein of 364 amino acids. The transcript has 5 exons. Lineage: Eukaryota; Metazoa; Arthropoda; Insecta; Ephemeroptera; Baetidae. The record is from RefSeq and is a predicted model, not a curated record.
AUAAGAUUGAUGGUGUUUCAGCUGCCCAAUUUAAUUGUCACUUGAGGCACUAAUAGCUUUAGUGUCAAAGAUGGAGCGACAUUCUAGCAUUGUGAUGGAGUUGGGGGCUGAGACCUGCAAGGUGGGUCUCAGCAACCAGAGGACCCCCGCGUCUAUCCGCACCAUCGUUGGUCGCCCAAUAAACAAAGGUGGAAUUUCCAUCUUAAGGGACCAUUACGUUGGCGACGAGGCCCUUUUAAAACAGGAUGUCCUCGGUCUUCGUCGGCCCUUGCGAAGGGGCAGGGUUGACAGUUGGGACGACAUGAUCCUCCUGUGGCAAUACGCCUUCAAGGAAGUUCUCAGGGUGGACCCUGAGCAGCACCCCGUCCUACUCUCCGAACAGCCUCUAGUGCCGCCUGUCAAUCGGGAAAAAAUGACGCAGGUUCUUUUUGAAAACUUCAAUGUGCCUAAAAUGUACGUAGCCAGCCAGCCAGCUUUGACGCUCUUUUCCAUUGGCAAGACCAAUGGCCUCAUUCUCGACACUGGAUUGGACGCAACCUAUGCUGUGCCCAUUUAUGAUGGAUUUACUGUUAAGGAGGGAAUUAGAAGGGUGGACCUUGGGGGUAAUGAUAUUACUAAUUACAUGCAAAGGGAACUCGAGGCCAGAGGUGUAUUUACCCAGCAUGCAGACGUCCUGGUUCACAACCUUUGCUACGUAGCCACCGACCUCGAAGCAGAGUUGAAGAAUCCAAAUUUGUCAGCCUCUUUCCAACUGCCUGACGGACAGGUGGUUAAUGUUGAUUCAGAGAGAGUUCUUGCUCCCGAGGGACUCUUCAACACAGCCGUCUUUGGCUGCGAGGCCAUGGGUGUGCCUCAGUUGGUGUCCGAGGCCAUCCAGGACUGUCCGAGCGCUAUUCAGCAGACAAUUAGCAAGCAGGUGGUCAUUUCAGGAGGACCUCGAACGCUGCCAUAUCUUGCCGACCGCCUCCACACCGAACUGGAGGCCAGACUCGGGGGGCACUUGAAGAUCGGAGUCUGGGGUCAUGAAAACGGGCUUGUGCCCUCCGCCUGGAUGGGAGGUGCCAUUUUUGCCGAGCUCAAGCAAUUCCAGGACAUGUGGAUUACCAAAAAGGAGUACGACGAGCUUGGGCCUAAUGUUGUGCACAGGAAAUGUGAUUUGGUUUGAGCCAGAGUGAUUAAUUAUAACAUGUAAAUAUUGUUUGUCUUUCUUUCUUUCAAAAUCUUACAACAUUUAUUAAAAUACACUUUAAAGUACAGAA